AUGCCCAAAUACACCGCGAUCAUCAAAUACGACUCCCAGGAAGCUUACCAGCAGCACGGGAGCCAGAUCGAGCAGAUAGCGAGCGACGUCUUCGCCUCAAAAGGCGCGACCGAGCAGGCGCCCUUCUUCUCCACGCGGAGUAUGCCGCCCACGCAUCGGACCUCGUUUGUCGUUCCUGAUGGUGUCUCGGUGGAAGAGCUGAAGAGCGCGGGUUUGCCGGAGGGGGUUUCGUGUGAUAUUGCCGAGGCCAAGUGA
Messenger RNA from Aspergillus calidoustus, 255 nucleotides. The record is from the annotation of a GenBank genome assembly. Lineage: Eukaryota; Fungi; Ascomycota; Eurotiomycetes; Eurotiales; Aspergillaceae.